Plasmodium inui San Antonio 1 is the source of this 3033-nucleotide messenger RNA. RefSeq lists its product as hypothetical. NCBI's taxonomy places the organism in Eukaryota, Apicomplexa, Aconoidasida, Haemosporida, Plasmodiidae. Gene Ontology annotation, cellular component: eukaryotic translation initiation factor 4F complex. Gene Ontology annotation, molecular function: protein binding; translation initiation factor activity; mRNA binding. Bases 1 to 3033 code for a protein of 1010 amino acids. The transcript has a single exon. The record is from RefSeq and is a predicted model, not a curated record.
AUGUGUUUUUUUUUCUCCCAUCCCUCCCAUGGUAGGUAUAGCAAAGACCCACGAAACAGCAGCGCAUCAAAAUCGCACAAACAGCAGGGGUUCACAUACAUCAAACAGAGUAGCAACCCAGAAGGUUUGGAUAACGAGUGGGAUAAUUUCAGGAGAGGAUCAAGUCACACCUUUAGGAAUGCAAAUAAAUCUAUCGAAUACAGCAGUUUUUCCCCGAUGAAUAAGAAAGGCUACGUAAUGGAUGAAAGAAACUGGAGGGAAAAAGAACAGCGCUAUUCACGAAGCUAUAGGAACAAUAACUGUAACAGUAUCGCAAUGGAUUCCAAUAUGAACAACGUAUACAGAUCCAAAUAUUAUUAUAGUAAAACUGUGAGCAGCUCGGAUAAUUCAAAGUAUGGUUUUCCCUGGAAUAACAAGAACAGUCAUAGUAAAAAUACGGAAAGGAACAGCUCCUUCCUGAAAAAUGUAAGCUCAGGAACAAGUGCAAAAGGAGUCAACAAAGAUAUUAACAAUAAUGGUAGUAACACAAAUAAUGAUAAUAGUAUCCGUAGCGGCACACCGUCAGCCAGUGGAAACACCAUGAAAAGCGCGAACGGUGUGAAUGUCGCCAGUCCAGAUGACUUCACAAAUAGCCAAACAAUGUCAAACAAUCAAAACAAUGCGAAAAAUUCAAAUCAAAGUCAUUUCACGAAUGUGGAGGGAAAUUCUAACAAGAAUUCUAGCAACAUGAAUAACAAGGCCUUUUACGAAAGUGCAAAUAAAAAUAACCCCUAUGAACUUAAUCCCAACAUCAAUUAUAAUUCGACGCAAACGAAGUAUACUACUCAGACAGAAGAUAAUGCGGAGGGUACGAAUGCGAAUUCAACGACUGCUGAGGUUAACAACCCAUCUAAUAACUUAAAUAACUCGGCAUUCAACAAACAGAAGUAUGAAAAUAACGACCCCUUCAUGAGUGACAACAACCAAAAUAAAGAGGGAAAUAUGUACAGUAGCGAAAAUACCAACAGGAAUAAACCAAAUUGUGCGCUCAAUGCGAACGCCGGAAAUGUGGGUCACACGGGUACAAGCGGAAAUAAUGGGUAUCCCGAAAUGAGCAACCCGUUCGAUGUUAAACGAAGCGGCAUGGACGCAACACACGAUUUUUACCCGCACUCUUCAGGGAAACCCAAUUAUAAUAGUCAGGACAUCUCCAAUGCGCACCCUCUGAACGACGUGGCUCCCAGCGAUAACGCAAAUUUUAGCAAAAGGGAGUGCCUAAACGUGGAUAAUAAUUAUUACGCACCCCAUGUGCAAAACGUAUCAGGCAACCAUUUUGAAAAUGCAGGCGCUGCAAACACAAACGGAAAUUUUAACGCUCCAUCCGAUUUUGCCAACAAGGGAACAACAGGUACUUUCAACAACGCCAGCGUUGUAACGAACCAAAGCGUAAAUAGCAAUCCGAAUUUGAAUAAAACCAAUUUGACGAAUAACAAUGCGGAGAAUAGAAUGAGUUUUCUUCCUGGAGCAUCAGGGGCUGGGAGGAGCCCCUAUGAUCAUCCCAACAUGAACAGUGCAGAUAGCCAAAAUCAUAACAAUGAGGAAGAGGAUAAUGACGAUUGGGGAGAGCUAGGGGAGGACAAAUAUAUAGACAUCAAUUCCAUUAUUAAAAAGAAAAAUGUUAUUCUGAAUCAGCUAGCUGAUUUGAAUAUGUCCAAAAGAGGCAACGACAACAAGAACAAGAAAAAGGCCAGGGCGAAGAAGCAUAAUGAACCAUUCUUUCUGGCCGAGGCAGAGGCGAGUACCUCACUUGGAGAAAAGAAAAAAAAUAAAAAAAAUAAAAAUAAAAAUGCAAAGGGCGGUGGAAAGAACGCCAAGACUGGAGAAAAUGGAAGCCAUGACCAGUCAGCCGGCAAGAAAAACGAAAAGAAGGGAAAUGUCGGUAGCGAAACGGAUAGCAAAACGAACGACGGAAACACACCAGAUGGUGGAGCAAACGAAACGAAUGAUAAUAAUUCCUUUACGAAGAAGGAAGAAACGGAUGGAUUUGACAAAAAUGAUCACCCACAGCAACAGCAAAAUGGAGAGAAAAAAGAAGAAGUGACGGAGAAACCAGCCAAAGCUAUAUAUGUGUUUAAGAGAAAAGAAAAUAUGUCCCCCCAGGAGUAUAUGGAAAGACAAAUAAAAAGCCUUCUGAACAAAUUAACCGUGGAGAACUUCCCAAUAAUUACCGAGAAAAUAUGCCAAAUUAUGGACUCGCGUACCAAUACAGAAGAAAUGCAAACCGUUGUAAAUGAAGUAAUUAACAAAGCAGUUUUGGAACAUGAUUGGUCAGAAAUGUACGCUGAUGUUUGUCAAGCUUUGAAAUGGAGAUCGCCAAAUUUUGAAAUGAAAAAAAAAUCCUCCUUCGAAAUUGCACUCUUAAAAAAAAUACAAGAACAAUAUGAAAAUUUGCCAAGCACCUUCGAAUCCACCAUGAAGGAAAAAUUAAAAAAUGACGAAAAUGAAGAAGAACUAAGUUUCGUGGAGCAGAAACAAAAGAAAAGAUUAUUUGGAAUUGUAAAAUUGAUAGGGGAAUUAUUUCAAAGACAAAUUGUUUCCAUAUCGAUUGUAAUUAGUAUAGCACAUGAUUUAUUAAUCGCCUUUGAGGAACCGAAGGAAUACUGCAUUGAAGCCUUCCUCCAGCUAAUUUACUCCACUGGAUUUUUUAUCGACAAGAUGGAGAAGUAUAAGAACAUUUUAGACACCUGGUUUGGUCGACUUAAAGAAUUGCAAAGAAAAAAAAUGUAUUCCAAAAGGAUAAAAUUUGUAAUUCAAGAUGUUUUUGAUUUGAGAUUAUCCGAGUGGAGAAAGAAGACGCAUAAAGAUACAGCCAAAGGUUUGAAUGAACUGAGAUCCCAACUCGAGACGGAGGAAAUGAUGGGAGGAUCCAUUCACCUGGCGCAGCUCGGAAAUAUAGUCAUUGUUGGGGAGAGGCAUAAUAUCAGGAACAAUGAGUCCUACUCCAAGUAUAUGCAGGAACAGGAGAGACUUAGCAAGGCAAACCAGAAGAAGUGA